This is a messenger RNA of Penicillium hordei, 891 nucleotides long. Its product is annotated as fumarylacetoacetate hydrolase family protein. Bases 1 to 891 code for a protein of 296 amino acids. The transcript has 4 exons. NCBI's taxonomy places the organism in Eukaryota, Fungi, Ascomycota, Eurotiomycetes, Eurotiales, Aspergillaceae. Gene Ontology annotation, molecular function: catalytic activity. The record is from RefSeq and is a predicted model, not a curated record.
AUGUCUCUCCCGUGGAAACGCCUAAUCCGCUUCAUCGCCACAGACGGCCGCACCCUACGCGGCGAGCCAAUCCUCCCAACCCCAACAACAGACCUGGGCUUUAUAACCGAGUCCGACAAAUUACAAGCACGUGUAAUCGAAGGUGACGACCUAUACGACACCACCGGCAAAACCCGCGUCACCGAUGAAAUCGUCUCCGUGAAGACCGUCCUCGGCCCAUUGGCGCAGACAGAUGUUCCUAUUCUGCGUUGUGUCGGGUUGAACUAUGCGAAACAUAUCAAAGAAGCCGGCCGCACCCCACCCCCAUUCCCAUUCAUCUUCUUCAAGCCAAAUACCACGAUCCACGAUCACGGCGCACCAGUAGCAAUCCCACAGAUCGCCCAGGAUUCGCAGGCAGAUUAUGAAGGCGAGCUGUGCCUUGUAAUCGGCCGCGACGCCAAGAACAUCUCCCCAGAGAACGCGCUUUCCUACGUAGCCGCCUACACAGUCGGCAACGAUGUCUCAGCACGCAAACUGCAGCGCGAUCCGGCUCUCGCGGGCCGUGUCCCGCAAUGGGGAUUCUCUAAGGGAUUUGAUACGUUUGCGCCGCUAGGACCGUGUCUUGUUGCUGCGAGCGAGAUCGCUGAUCCUAGUAAGCUGUUGCUGAAGACGAUUGUUGAUGGGGAGGUUAGACAGGAGGAGUAUGUUGCGGAUCUUUUGUUUGAUUGUGCGUAUUUAGUGUCAUAUCUUUCGCAGGGGACGACGUUGCAGAAGGGGAGUGUUAUUAUGACGGGGACGCCUGGUGGUGUGGGCGCUGGUCUUUCGCCGCCUAAGUACCUUGUUCCUGGGACGCAAAUGGAUGUUGUCAUUGAUGGUAUUGGGACGCUGAGGAACGGCGUGGUGUUCGAUUAA